This is a messenger RNA of Clonostachys byssicola, 1452 nucleotides long. The record is from the annotation of a GenBank genome assembly. NCBI's taxonomy places the organism in Eukaryota, Fungi, Ascomycota, Sordariomycetes, Hypocreales, Bionectriaceae.
AUGCGGCUUCCCAGCCUCCCCAACGAAAUUAUCGAUCACAUAUUGGGCUUCGUCCCACAAUCCGAUCUUGCAAAGCUCUGCCAGGUUAACAAAUCUCUGCGCCACUCUGCUGAGCCUUUUCUGUAUUCUACGAUUUUUCUGUACUGGUAUCACCAUGAGAUACCUCCAAUUAUCCCGCUCCUCCGCACCCUCCUCGAGAGACCAGAGCUGUUCGUCUACAUAGACUCGGUAACUCUGUGUGGAACUGACUUUGGAGCUGGAGUAACACGUCCUCUUCUGGAUACGACUACAAUGCCCCUAGAUCAAUUCCAAGCUGCGAUCAAGCAGACCCAAGUCCCUUAUACCAGCUUGUGGAUUGAUCAGUUAAGGUCAGGCAGUAUGGAUGCACUUGCUGGCCUUUUAAUCGCCAAUCUCUCCAAGACUGUAUUCCUCGCCAUCACACAUAACUUCAUUGAUGAGUGUGAAAUCGUCCCUCGAGUUCUACAGUCUAAAAUCCUUGGUCAAUUACCUGAGUUUACACAUUUUGGCAGGCUGCCUAAGUUUGAGCAGCUGAGCCACUUGGUUUAUUGUAAGCAGAAGGACGAUCCCUUUGAAGAAUAUAACGAUGAUGGGUAUUUCAUCGAGGCUAUAUCUCUGCUUUGCCUUCCAACUGUCACAGACUUGGUGAUACGUCUGCCAAAUACAGAAGUAUUCUACUGGCCAUUUGGCGAGCCUAACCUUGACCAUCUGACUUCGCUCGAGGUCGAUUGGGUCUACCCACGUUGUUUAGCCAAGAUCCUCACCUGCACACGGAACUUGAGGACACUCACCUGGAUUUGGCAGUAUCAAGAGGACGCUACUAUAGGAUCUGAUUCUAUUCUGGACUAUGAUCGGAUCGUUACAGCUUUAUCACCACUGAAAGGCACGCUAGAGACCCUAUGUUUUCGGCUAGAUGAGGAGGUACUACAGGCUGCCGGCCCAGGAAUAGCUACCGUUGGAUCGUGGAACGGCCUUCGCGAUUUCCAACGACUGACCCAUCUUGAUGUGCCAUUGAUGUCUCUGACUGGCGUCGGGCCUGACCCUCAACCUAUGGAGCGCUAUAUCCCGGACAGGCUUGAAACGCUCUGCUUGUCACCUACGAUGCUUACCCAAAAAGACGCGGUUUUGUGGAUGUCUUAUCCAGAAGCAGUCUCAAAUCAAGAGUUCAAGAACAUGAGCAUGGAUGAGUCGACUCCAGAGCAUUAUAUCACUGCAGUAAUCCAUGCGUUUACUAGACAGUGCUCAUCAAGUUUGCCACGACUGCACUGUAUAUGUUUUGUUGGUGAUUAUUAUCUGUGGGAUAUUGAAAUAGAUUUUCUUAUGGAUCAACUGGGUGUUAAGCAUGGUAGCAUUGAGUUUCAUGUCAUUGAUGAGCAGUACUGGGAAGCACGCCAUCUACCAGGCUACCUAGACUACAUAGUAGAGAGCGAAUGA